Morchella importuna is the source of this 201-nucleotide messenger RNA. RefSeq lists its product as uncharacterized. The coding region runs from base 1 to 201 and encodes 66 amino acids. The record is from RefSeq and is a predicted model, not a curated record. The transcript is spliced from 2 exons. NCBI's taxonomy places the organism in Eukaryota, Fungi, Ascomycota, Pezizomycetes, Pezizales, Morchellaceae.
AUGUCUGGCAAACACCAAAUGUCCAAAUCAGAUGCCUCCCGGAUUCAAUCUAGUCAGGCGAAAGGUGGUAAGGAUACUUCUUCCCACAGCUUUGCUGCACGUGCGCAGUCCACCGCGGAUCGUAGCGCGGCCACUCAAAAUACGUCGAAGUCGUCCGGCGGCGGUACUUCCAGUUCCCAGUCUCAGGGUACGAAGAAAUGA